AUGUUUCGUGCAUUGAUUAAACUUCAUAUUCAUUUAAAAAAUCGUGUACUUGACCUUUCUUAUGCAUAUGGAUAUUUCGUGGCGGAUCAUUCUCUCUACAUAAUUUUAGUUUGUUUUGGUGUAUUUCUGCUAAGUUUGUUUCAAAUCACAACAAAUGUUCCUCCACCUGGAAGUACAUUGGAAAUCUUUGCAGAAUCAUCGCAAUCAUUUCGACCAGUACGAGCAAGAUUAGAAUUGAAUACAAGUGAUCAACUACAUGACAAGCAACCAGAUAAACCUCUCUGGGUAAGAAAAC
Adineta ricciae is the source of this 295-nucleotide messenger RNA. Lineage: Eukaryota; Metazoa; Rotifera; Eurotatoria; Adinetida; Adinetidae. The record is from the annotation of a GenBank genome assembly.